UUUUUUUUUUCUUUUUUUUUUACUGUUAUGGUAAUAUUCCUAUAGACAAACAAUCAUGAGACAGACAGGUACAGUUGUAAAAGAGAGCAAGUCUGUUUGUGUGAUUUACGUGUUUGUCAGGAGUCUAACUGUCACCGUCUCCACCCUCAAGGUAAAUAUCAUCUGACAGCCAGCUCCACCUGGGGCACAGGUGCAAGCUUCAUGUGUGUGUGUGUGUGUGUGUGUGUUUUGGCAUGAUGGGACCUCAGCAGUAUUGAGUAUCAAAGGUUAUCCUGUUCUAUUUUGGGAAUCUCUUCUGUAGGCAAAUUUUUACUGGCUGCAGGAUCCUGGUCCGUUGCGCGGGCACACACACACACACACACACACACACACACACACACACACACACACACACACACACACACACACAGGUUUUCCUUUUCUAUUUUGAGGAUCAUUUCAGUCGGCAAAUUUCCACUGGUUACAGGAUGUACACACAAACACACAACCCUAAACUCAGUAUGUUUACACCACAUGUUGUAGUUUUAUAGUUUGUGUUGGUGAUAUUCAAUAUGUUUCUUACUGUCAAUAAAUUCCAACAAUAAAUGCAUGCUAUUAACAAGAACAGCACUCAGUAAAGGACAUACCUCCGCCAAGGCCAAACAAUCCUACACGUCUCUUAUAACAGAAAAAUAAAAGAAAAAAGAAGUUAAAUUAUUUAUUUACCAUAAAAGAUAGUGAGUCAUAAGAUCCAGACAUUAAUUCCUGAGAAAUGGAUGAAAAUGUUGAUAAAUGGUGUACACACUCAGUUGGGCCAGCUGGUGAAAGGCGAGGAGAUUUUCACAGAAUUUGAUUUAAAAGAGAGAAGAAAAAAAAAAGGGAUUAGAAUCGCCUACUCCAUCUUUAAAAUAAUAACGCCUUACAAUAAAAUCCAUAGAAAUUCCAGAGAGCAUUAAACGUCUCUUAAUGCAUGUCGUAGGUCGGAUCACAGAGCUGCAGAGAUGUGUUUAUAAUCUGAACCAUGUCGUAAUGUAACAGACACGUGACGUUGCCGCGGCGAUCUGCUGGAUAAAACUGGCCCCGUGACCACGACCAUCCCACUCUUAUCACAAGACGUGGGUGGGGGGUGUGGGGGACUUUCCUCGGACAUGUAGGUCAGUUUGUUGAAACUUGGCGUUGUGAGUCAAAAAAAAAAAUUUGUAUCACUCUGUGUGUGUGUGUGUGUGUGUGUUUGCUUUAACUGCAGGAAAUGAAAUCACUCUGGAGGAUUUGUUUUAGUAAGAUCAGCUUGAGCAGGGUGUGUGUGUGUGUGUGUGUGUGUGUGUGUGUGUGUGUGUGUGUGUGUGUGUGUGUCUGAUACCUGGGGCUGGUUCCACAAAACCUGUUAGGAUUUUCCUUAAAGUACGAUUUUAUGUUUCCCUUAAAAUAUUAUUAAGAUAUAGACACUCAGAUAAUUAUCUCAAUAUUAAUUGAGACAUCAUUGGUAGUCAUCACCAUAGUAACCACUAGACAUGGGAGUGGGUCUUCCCAAAGGAUUGGUGGCUGGGGACGUGAGGAUAAACCUUGGAGGGAAGUGUGUGUGUGUGUGUGUGUGUGUGUGUGUGUGUGUGUGUGUGUGUGUGUGUGUGUGUGUGUGUGUGUGUCUGUCUGUGUCUGUCCUCUCUCACACAUCACUGUGAAGUCGGCCGACAAACAAACCAAUUUGUUUGUUUCGCUGAUGUCACAGGGCAGCGUGUUUGGGCAGGCAGGCUGGACCAUACAAACUGAGAGGAGACAGAGCGAGGGGGGGGCGGGUUGAGUAUUUGUUCACACACACUCCUUCCUAGACUAAAAAUGGAAAGUAAAUGUUGAAGUAAUUGCCAGCCAAUCCACUGCUGCAGUGUGUGUGUGUGUGUGUGUGUGUGUGUGUGUGUGUUAACAACAAAGGCAGCAUCAGUAGCUAAAUGUCAGUAGACACCUUCAGCCCCUUUGUCUGUGUAGAGGAGGUCGACCUGCUCCUAUUUGGAGCCAAUAAGCUGCUUGUCUCUGUGUGUGCGUUGUAAUUGCGAGCUUGUGUGUGUGUCUAAGUGUGUGUGUGCCGCCAGUGGGGAAUAAGCAACCAGUGUUUUCACACACUGAGCGGUGGGGAGGACCAGAGAGGAGGACGGAGGCUCGUCUGAGAGGAGCAUGAGGCUGAGUUUGACUGCUGUGUCACUUUCUUGUUCCUGCUGCCUGUUUGCGUUAUGCUCGGUGAUAUCACACAGAAGGGCUAUGAGAAGAAGCGAUCCAAGCUGAUUGGAGCCUAUUUCCCUCAAGCACCAGGAAUGGAUCCGUCCAUGGGCCAGGAGAGGAGAACACCCGUCACCCCGUCCUCGUCCUCCCGCUACCACCGCCGGCGGUCCUCUGGCUCCAGAGACGAACGCUACAGAUCAGAUGUGCACACAGAGGCCGUGCAGGCGGCCCUGGCCAAGCACAAAGAGAGGAAGAUGGCCGUGCCUAUGCCUUCGAAGCGGCGUUCGCUGGUGGUCCAGACCUCCAUGGAUGCCUACACACCACCAGACACCUCUUCCGGCUCGGAGGGUGAGGGUCAGGGCGACGCCGAUGAAGGAGGAGGAGGCGAUGGCGAAGAAGAAGACGGAGGAGGAGGCGGUGGAGGCACCUCGUCCAGCCGAGAGGGGAGCAUCAGCAUGGAGCACUGGAUCAGCCGCGCCAUCCACGGCACCUCCUCCACCACGACCACCACCUCCUCCACGGCCUCGUCCUCCUCUUCCUCCACGCGCAGCGGGGGCAGCGGGGCGGCCGGCGGCAGGCUGGCUGAUGUCCUGGCACAACAUGUCCACAUCUCCGCCCACCACCACCUCCGUCACCACCAUCACCACCACCACCACCAUCACAAGACAGAGAACCACUCUGCCCCUCCAGAUGUCACCGGUUACACCAACAACACCGCCAACACCACCGCCACCGAUGGGAUCCAGGUGGAGAGAGCCCCGGGCGCCGGCACCGCGGCCCAGAGACAGACGCCCAAGUACGGCAACGCCGAGCUGAUGGAGACCGGAGACGGUGUUCCCGUCAGCAGCAGAGUUUCAGCCAAAAUCCAGCAGCUGGUCAACACCCUGAAGAGACCCAAACGGCCGCCGCUAAGAGAGUUUUUUGUGGACGACUUUGAAGAGCUGCUGGAGGUCCAGCAGCCAGACCCCAACCAGCCCAAGGCCGAGGGGGCCCAGAUGGUGGUCAUGCGGGGCGAGCAGCUGGGUGUAGUAACCAACUGGCCCCCGUCUCUGGAGGCGGCCCUGCAGAGGUGGGGCACCAUCUCCCCGAAGGCCCCCUGUCUCACCACCAUGGACACCAACGGCAAGCCGCUCUACGUGCUGACUUACGGCAAACUGUGGUCCAGGAGUGUGAAGGUGGCCUACAACCUGCUGCACAAACUGGGAACCAAACAGGAACCACUUGUCAGGCCUGGUGACCGGGUGGCGCUGGUCUUCCCGAACAACGACCCCGCUGCCUUCAUGACGGCCUUCUACGGCUGCCUGCUGGCUGAGGUCGUCCCUGUGCCGAUAGAGGUCCCACUGACCAGGAAGGAUGCCGGCAGUCAGCAGAUUGGAUUCCUGCUGGGGAGCUGUGGAGUGACGGUGGCUCUGACCAGCGACGCCUGCCACAAAGGGUUACCCAAGAGUCCCACCGGAGAGAUCCCACAGUUCAAAGGCUGGCCCAAGGUGCUGUGGUUCGUCGCAGAGUCCAAACACCUCUCCAAACCGCCCCGGGACUGGUUCCCACAUAUCAAGGACGCCAACCAAGACACUGCCUACAUCGAGUAUAAAACCUGUAAGGACGGCAGCGUUCUCGGCGUGACGGUGAUGAGGAUAUCCAUGCUCACACACUGUCAGGCCCUCACACAGUCCUGCUCAUACACAGAAGCUGAGACCAUAGUGAAUGUAUUAGACUUCAAGAAGGAUGUCGGACUGUGGCACGCCGUCCUGACUAGUGUGAUGAAUAUGAUGCAUGUCAUCAGUAUUCCCUACGCCCUCAUGAAGGUCAACCCUCUGUCCUGGAUCCAGAAAGUCUGCCAGUACAAAGCCAAAGUGGCGUGUGUGAAAUCGCGGGACAUGCACUGGGCUCUGGUGGCCCAUCGGGACCAGCGAGACAUCAACCUGAGCUCCCUGCGCAUGCUGGUUGUGGCUGACGGUUCAAACCCCUGGUCGAUUUCGUCCUGUGACGCCUUCCUCAACGUCUUCCAGACUAAAGGUUUGAGGCCGGAGGUCAUCUGUCCCUGCGCCAGCUCCCCUGAGGCUCUCACUGUAGCUAUAAGGAGAGGAGCAGCUUCAAAAGUCACAGAACAGGACACACCCACUCACACACAACGGCCGGUGGAGGAGGGCAGCACCCCUCCUGGUCGCGGCGUGUUGUCCAUGCAGGGUCUGAGUCACGGUGUGAUCCGGGUGGACUCCGAGGAGAAGCUGUCGGUCCUCACGCUGCAGGAUGUCGGCUCUGUGAUGCCCGGAGCUGUGAUGUGCGUGGUGAAGCCAGAGGGCGUCCCUCUGCUCUGUAAAACCGAUGAGAUCGGAGAGUUGUGUGUUUGCUCUGUCGCCACGGGAACCUCCUAUUACGGCCUGGCUGGCAUGACCAAGAACACCUUUGAGGUCUUCCCCAUGUCCAACAGCGGGGCUCCCGUCAGCGAGUUCCCCUUCACCAGGACCGGCCUGCUGGGUUUCAUCGGACCUGCGGGUCUGAUCUUUGUGGCGGGGAAGAUGGACGGUCUGAUGGUGGUCGGGGGGCGUCGGCAUAACGCUGACGACAUCGUUGCCACGGCGCUUGCUGUGGAGCCCAUGAAGUUUGUCUACAGGGGCAGGAUAGCAGUGUUCUCCAUCACGGUGCUUCAUGAUGAGAGGAUCGUGGUGGUGGCCGAGCAGCGCCCGGACUCCACCGAGGAGGACAGCUUCCAGUGGAUGAGCCGAGUCCUGCAGGCGAUAGACGGUAUCCACCAGGUGGGGGUGUACUGCCUGGCUCUGGUGCCCUCCAACACUCUGCCCAAGACUCCCCUGGGUGGCAUCCACCUGUCCGAGACCAAGCAGCUCUUCCUGGAGGGGGCGCUGCACCCCUGCAACGUGCUCAUGUGUCCGCACACCUGCGUCACCAACCUGCCCAAGCCCCGGCAGAAACAGCCAGAGAUCGGUCCUGCGUCCGUCAUGGUGGGGAACCUGGUGUCGGGGAAGAGGAUCGCUCAGGCCAGCGGCAGGGAUCUGGGUCAAAUCGAAGACAAUGACCAGGCAAGGAAGUUCCUCUUCCUGUCUGAGGUGUUGCAGUGGAGAGCCCAGACCACCCCAGACCAUGUCCUGUACACACUGCUCAACUCCAGAGGUACGAUAGCCAGCUCUCUGACUUGUGUCCAGCUGCAUAAGAGAGCAGAGAAAAUCGCCGCCAUGCUGGCUGAACGGGGCCACCUGCAGGACGGAGACCACGUCGCACUGGUCUACCCCCCAGGUAUCGACCUCAUCGUGGCGUUUUACGGCUGCCUUUACGCUGGCUGCGUGCCGAUCACAGUGCGACCGCCUCACCUGCAGAACAUCGCCACCACGCUGCCCACUGUCAAGAUGAUCGUAGAGGUGAGCCGCUCAGUGUGUGUGAUGACCACGCAGCUCAUCUCUAAGCUGCUGAGGUCGAAGGAGGCGUCGGCCGCUGUGGACGUCCGGACCUGGCCCCCCGUCAUGGACACAGAUGAUUUGCCAAAGAAGAAACCUCCUCUGUUGUAUAAACCGUCCAACCCCGACACCCUGGCCUACCUGGACUUCAGUGUCUCCACCACCGGCAUGCUCGCUGGAGUCAAGAUGUCUCACACAGCCACCAGUGCCUUCUGCCGCUCCAUCAAGCUGCAGUGUGAGCUUUACCCGUCCAGAGAGGUCGCCAUCUGUCUGGACCCGUACUGUGGCCUGGGCUUCGUCCUCUGGUGCCUUUGCAGUGUGUACUCAGGUCACCAGUCCAUCCUGAUCCCUCCGUCCGAGCUGGAGGUGAACCCGGCUCUGUGGCUGUCCGCUGUCAGUCAGUACAAAGUCCGCGACACUUUCUGCUCCUACAGCGUCAUGGAGCUCUGCACCAAAGGCCUGGGCCUGCAGACCGACUCACUCAAGGCUCGAGGCUUGGACUUGUCUCGGGUGAGGACCUGUGUGGUUGUAGCAGAGGAGCGUCCCAGGAUAGCCCUGACGCAGUCCUUCUCCAAACUCUUCAAGGACCUGGGGCUCCACCCUCGAGCUGUCAGCACUUCCUUCGGCUGCAGGGUCAACCUGGCGAUCUGCCUGCAGCCUCACAGGCUGGGAAAGCUUGCCGACCAGGGAACCUCAGGACCCGACCCCACGACCGUGUACGUUGAUAUGAGAGCGCUGCGGCACGACAGGGUCCGACUAGUAGAGAGGGGGUCACCACACAGCCUUCCACUGAUGGAGUCUGGGAAGAUUUUACCCGGGGUCCGAAUCAUCAUCGCCAACCCAGAGACCAAGGGACCAAUGGGAGAGUCACAUCUGGGAGAGAUCUGGGUGCACAGCGGCCACAACGCCAGCGGCUACUUCACCGUCUACGGAGACGAGGCGUUGCAGUCGGACCACUUCAACUCCAGACUCAGCUUCGGGGACACACAGACCAUCUGGGCUCGGACCGGAUACCUGGGCUUCCUUCGCAGGACCGAACUCACAGACGCCAGCGGAGAGCGUCAUGACGCCCUGUACGUGGUCGGUGCUCUGGAAGAGGCCAUGGAGCUGAGAGGGAUGCGUUACCACCCCAUUGACAUCGAGACGUCCGUCAUCAGGACGCACAAGAGCAUCACAGAGUGCGCCGUGUUCACGUGGACCAACCUGCUGGUGGUGGUGGUGGAGCUGGACGGCUCGGAGCAGGAGGCCCUGGACCUGGUCCCCCUGGUCACCAACGUGGUGCUGGAGGAGCACUACCUGAUCGUGGGCGUAGUGGUGGUGGUCGACAUCGGCGUCAUCCCCAUCAACUCCCGCGGCGAGAAGCAGCGCAUGCACCUGCGUGACGGCUUCCUGGCCGACCAGCUGGACCCCAUCUAUGUGGCUUACAACAUGUAGCCAGCCCCCCUCCCCCCGGUGGAUGAAGGAUUAUUGAGGCUGUCUGCUCCUGAGGCCUGAAAAAGAACACCCGGAGUCUGAGGCGGAGUUCCUGGCAUAGCGGGAGGAAUUCAUGACUUUUUUGCCCUGAAAUUUGUCUCUCAGGCAAAACUCAAGUGGUUAUAUUUAGGUUAACAUUAGCAUUCAGGCCGUGGUUUCAGUUUGUACUCAGCCUGAGAGGAAGUGCGGCCACCUCCUUCCAGGGCAAGAAAGUAGUCCCCCCCAUCUGUGCCGACUGUUUACUGACAAGAGGCAAUCGUGAGGCAGAAAAGGACAAUCGUUACCGUAGCAAAGAUUCUGGCUUUUAAAACUACAUUUGGCUCAUUCUAUAUUUUCCCAUUAAGUUUUUUUUGUUUGUUUGUUUUUAACAUGUCCUCUGAAAAGUUUAGGCUAUUUUUUUGAAAAGGAUAUUUACACAUAAACAAAACAAACUAUGGCAAAAAUGAUAUUUUAUGUUUUUACGAUAUCAACCAUUACAAAGUGUGAGAUAUGUUUUGAUACGAGGGCGGGGUCUGAGGGGGGCGGAUCGCAGCUGCCCUUAGAUUUUACGAUGAGGUACUAACCAUUUGUUUCAUGUCAGCUUGUUUAUUGUUUUUUCUUUUGUUUUGUAAGCGUAAGUGUUUUUUUUUUUAAUUCAACAUUAUUUCCUGAAGUGUCCGUCCCAUUUCAGCGGGAAAGCAGUGUGCUAACUUUCACAAACUAACAGCUGCAGCCUUUAACUCCGUUUAUUUUUCCGUACAAACGCUUCGACAGAAGCGGAACAAUACAUAAAUUCAUAUCAUGUAAGUAUGUACAAAAAGAAACUGAUUUAAUUUAUUUUGUUUCUCUUUUAGAAGUAUAUGACGAGACGUUCAAGAAUGUUUUGCUCUUGAAUAUUUGCUAAUAUAAAAAAAACAAAAACGCAUUGUAUUAUCAUGAGUGAAACAGAGUCACAACAAGCAUAUUAAGGAAAAUAGAAAUAUAUGAUUAAAAAUUAUAUGAAAAGAUGAGUUAAAGGAUUCAUCCCGGACAGAAGCAGUUUCACACGUGAUGCUUUUUAUCUGCGUGUCGGUCUGAGACGUUGACGUCAGUCAAAAAGAAAUUUGUUAGAUGAACUGAAGAGUUUCAUUCCUACUGAAACAUGAAGAGUUCUGAACCAAAACAUCAACUUUUAUCAGAUUAAAUCUGUAAAAGUUUUGAAGCUCAUCCUCCAUAAACAUUAGCAAAGACGUUUUGAUAAAUCAUCCCUAAAAAAAAUGUCAUUUGUGCCUUUAAUUUAUAAAUUAUUCCCUCAAUAUUUUUAUUCAAUUCCCUCAGUUGAUUUUUAUUUACAUAUUAAUAAACAUAAAAUUACAUUAUUUGCUCCCUCUGCUCUUUAUUGUGGUAAGACUUUGUCUCACCCAGCUAGAAAUUAAUUAUUUUUUUUAAAUUAUAGAUUUUUGAUGAUUUGAGUUUUAUAAAAGUGACAACAUCCGUAAUAUCAGAGCUUUUGUUUAUAAAGAACCUGCUUUUACGGAGCAAUGUUUUUGAGUGGGUCCACAUUUUGCGCAGAGACCCACAGUGAAGACGACUGCUAGUUGGUAAAUGCACGAUUUAAAAUACUUUGCAAAUGUUUUAUGAGGAAGGAUACACACAAUGGGCACCUUAUAAGUUUAAGGGUUGUACAGGACGUUAGCGAGAAUAUUAAUGUUUGAAAUAUCUGUUUUCAUCAGCCGUUAUUAUAUUUCUGUUAAUUAAAGCACCAACUUUUCCACCUCAGCCUUAACUCUGCGCUGCAGUAUAACUAAGUAAUUAUAAUUAUAACACAGGCUCAGAUGAGACAUGAUUUGCAGAUUCAAGUCACAAAUUCCAGGUUUAAACAUUUUAAACUCUUAUUUCAAAUUCAAUGACACCAUGUUGUUUAACAGCCACAAUCUAUAUAUAUAUAUAUAGAUAUAUAUAUAUAU
Molecule: messenger RNA, 8998 nt
Organism: Seriola aureovittata
Lineage: Eukaryota; Metazoa; Chordata; Actinopteri; Carangiformes; Carangidae
Product: disco-interacting protein 2 homolog C
Exons: 39
Coding region: 2202-7034 (1610 amino acids)
Source: RefSeq, a predicted model, not a curated record